GAUGUUAAAGCUGUCAUCACGCAUUCCAUUCACAGCACGUUGAACUCGAUUGGUGGCAUUCAAGUGUUGUUCCCUUUGUUCUCGCAGCUAGAUAUGCCUUACGAUUGCAUAGCGCCGAAUGACGUCAAGCGAGAUCCAACUUCGAAACUGUUGGGGUUUAUCUGCGACUUGGUGGAGAGUUCGCAAACCGUUCAGCAACACAUGGUGCAGAACCGUGGAUUCCUGGUGAUCAGCUAUAUGCUGCAGCGAGCGAGCAGGGAUCAUCUGACGACGGAGGUGCUCGCGUCAUUUUUGGAGCUGACGAAACACCUGGUCACCUGUCUCAGCGCCAACAGCGACUUGUUAUUGAAACAGCUAUUGGACCACGUCCUUUUUAAUCCCGCUCUGUGGAUUUAUACACCGGCGCCGGUGCAAACGCGGCUUUAUUCGUACUUGGCCACAGAGUUCCUCAGCGACACGCAGAUAUAUUCGAACGUGAGAAGAGUGUCCACGGUGUUGCAAACGGUGCACACGCUUAAAUAUUACUACUGGGUUGCCAAUCCGCGAGCCAAGAGUGGAAUCACUCCCAAGGGACUUGAUGGACCGCGACCUCAACAGAAGGAUAUUUUGACAAUACGUUCUUAUAUUUUGUUAUUUCUCAAACAAUUGAUCAUGAUCGGGAAUGGGGUGAAGGACGACGAGCUGCAGAGUAUUCUCAACUACCUGACGACAAUACACGAGGACGAAAAUUUGCACGACGUUUUGCAAAUGCUUAUAUCAUUGAUGUCGGAGCAUCCAUCGUCGAUGGUGCCGGCUUUCGACGCGAAGCAGGGCGUCCGAACGAUAUUUAAAUUACUAGCGGCGGAGAGCCAGUUGAUUCGUUUGCAAGCGUUGAAAUUGUUGGGGUUCUUUUUAAGUCGCAGUACACACAAGUACGUAGACGAAUUCGACAAACGGAAAUACGACGUUAUGAGCCCUCACAAUCUGUACACGUUACUGGCCGAGAGAUUGCUCUUGAACGAGGAGACAUUGUCACUACCAACCUAUAACGUUUUGUACGAGUGAUUCUGAAGGUUGUGGCGACAUUAAUUAGACAAUCAAAACAGACGGAGCAACUGCUCGAAGUGAAGAAGCUGUUCCUCUCGGAUAUGACAUUGCUGUGCAACAACAAUCGAGAGAAUCGGCGAACUGUUCUGCAGAUGUCUGUAUGGCAAGAAUGGCUGAUAGCCAUGGCCUACAUUCACCCGAAGAACACGGAAGAGCAAAAGAUCUCGGACAUGGUGUACUCGUUGUUUCGCAUGCUUCUGCAUCAUGCUAUAAAGCACGAGUACGGUGGAUGGCGAGUGUGGGUGGACACUCUGGCCAUCGUGCACUCCAAGGUAUCCUACGAGGAAUUCAAGCUUCAGUUCGCUCAAAUGUACGAACACUACGAGAGACAACGAUCAGACAACAUCACCGAUCCCGAGUUGAGGCAGCAGAGGCCGAUCAGCACCAUCUCCGGUUGGGAUCAGCAACAUUCGGGGAACAACGGUUACAACAAACCGUCACCCUGGGGCAAUCAACAGAAUCACGACGUACAACACGUGGAGAGGAAUUACAAGGAGUUCGACGCGACCGAGGGCAACGACCGUCUGGAGGAGUCGUGCAGCUGCGACCUGAACUCGAUAGACAACACGGAGAGCGACGGUAGCCCAGCGAUCGUCAAGUCGCACAGCGAGACCCUGGACACUGCUCAAUCGAGCGAGGCGAUAUCCCUCGACUCGAGACUGAGCGACAAGCCGGAAACACCGACGACAGCGCGCGAGAUCCACACGGACACGCCGACGAUCCUCGAGGAAGGGAACAGCGAGGCAGUCUCCAUCCCGACGACCCAGGAGACCAGCGAGGCGAUAUCGAUAGAGAGCUCCAGCGAUUUCUACAGCGAGGUGCACAAGAUCGAAGGUUCUAGUCCAGACUCGCUGGCGGUGGUGCAGGAGGUGCACCCGAAGAAGGACGACGAUGCUCCGGAGCAGAAGUCGACACAGGACGAGACGACCGUCUCGCAACCGUCUGCCGUUGAAAAGAGAGAGAGGAAGAGUGUACAGACAGAGGAAACGACAACAAUGUCUGAGGAGAAGGCGGACGUGCCUGGCGCCGCCGGUUCGAACGUGCAGAAAUCGCAGGACGACGAGACCUGCGAAGCUGAAGGUGAGAUGGAGGCCGAGGCCGAGGUCGAUGCUGAGGCGGAAACCGAGGCAGAGGCUGAGGUUGAAGCUGAAACCAAGGUGGAAGCCGCAGCUGACGCCGAGACCGAAGCUGCAGCUGCUGCAGUAAACGAGAUCGAAGAAGAGACGACAAAGGGCAAAGAAACAUCGACGGUGGAAGAUGAAAAUGUUACUCCCAACGAUGAGAUUUCUUCGGACAAGGUAGAGAGUUCCGAGGAAACGAAACAACAGACGGACGAACAGACGACGGAGGAAGUCUCAGCGGACUCGGUUGUUGUUCAAACGGAGCAAAUGGAUUCGGGACCUGUGUCGCCUGUUUCCUCCAGCGAGACGUCAGAGCCACUGAUCAUCAAGGACAUUGAGAAGCUACAACUGGAGAACGAUCGGGAAGUGAUCGACAGCGACACGUCAGAGGCGUACUUGACACCGACGGAGAACCAGGACAAUUUGGGCGAUAUAAAGUCUAAGGAGCUGGACAAGAUGGACGAGAAUGUUGUUAACGAGGACGUUGAACAGACGAAGAAGACGAGCGUGGACGUUGAGGAUAAUACCGAGAACGAGAACGAGAACGAGAACGAGGGAGGCGAGGAAACGGUGAAGAAUUCCAAUUGCUCAACUAGCGUAAUAGAAAGUAUCGAGACCGGUGAGAAGAAGGUCGACGUAGAAGAGGAGAGAACGGAGACAGUAGUGACUAGUGAGUUAAGUAGUGAGAGAUGCGCCGUGGACUCUUUAACUGAGAACAAAAGUGCUGUUAUUAAUGAUAACGGGGAGAAGGUAACAAAUGAAAAACAUUCAAGGGAGCCGUCCACUAUUUCUACUAACGUAAGUGAUAAUCAGUCAGACACUCCGGUGAGAACUGAAGCCGUGGUAGAGGUAACAGAUAAUAGUGUUUGUAGUAAUAGCGAUAUUCAAAGUUCUGUAGAUAACGCGACGCAAGUGCCAAAUCCUAAACAGCAAAUUCCAACAAUAUCUACGGUCUGUGAUGCAAAUAAAAAAAAUAUGCCCGACGGUGUGCCUCAAAUCGUUAGUUCUACAGUGGUUGCGAGGGAUAAUUCGUUGUUGAAUGACUUAACUCCGGAUCACGUAGAUGCCCAUCGCAGAUCCAGCUUGCCGGCUGUAUCCACCGAGACAGCCACCGACGAUAAUCUAAACAGUAACGAACCUCCUUCUUUACCCGUACCCUUGCGUAAAACAUCGUCACCUCAGAAACGACCAAGGAGUGCCUCAACGUCCACGCAAGUGGAUCCCAAUCAUUUCGAAUCGAAACGAUCGAAGCAAGGUAAUCCUUCCACGAGACCAAUGUUUAGUCCAGGCCCGACUCGACCACCUUUCAGAAUACCAGAAUUCAAAUGGUCUUACAUACAUCAAAGGUUACUCUCGGAUGUCCUCUUUUCGUUAGAGACAGACAUUCAAGUCUGGAGAAGUCACUCGACGAAGUCGGUGUUGGACUUUGUAAACAGCAGCGAGAACGCGAUUUUUGUUGUUAAUACCGUUCAUCUGAUAUCGCAACUGGCUGACAAUUUGAUAAUCGCCUGCGGGGGGUUGUUGCCGCUCCUGGCGUCGGCGACCUCGCCAAAUAGCGAAUUGGAUGUAAUUGAACCAACUCAGGGGAUGCCAAUUGAGGUAGCGGUUUCUUUUCUGCAAAGACUAGUCAACAUGGCUGAUGUACUUAUCUUCGCCAGCUCUUUAAAUUUCGGUGAACUGGAGGCCGAGAAGAAUAUGUCUAGUGGCGGUAUUCUAAGGCAGUGUUUACGACUGGUUUGUAUUUAUCGUCCACGUCUGUACAUGUGCCGUUAGAAACUGCUUAGAGUGUAAAGAACGUGGCAGAUCGUACAGCAUGUUAGGUCGGCAGAUUGGUUCUAGUAAUAAAUCACAGCACAUACAGUCUCUUAUACGUGGAGCUCAAACAUCACCCAAGAACAUUGUGGAUAAUCUGGCACAUCAAUUAAGCCCUGUAAAAGAUCCAGAGAAAUUACUGCAGGAUAUGGACGUGAAUCGCUUAAGAGCUGUGAUAUACAGAGAUGUUGAAGAAACCAAGCAGGCCCAGUUUCUGUCCCUCGCUAUAGUUUACUUCAUCUCUGUACUAAUGGUGUCGAAGUACCGUGAUAUAUUGGAACCACCAAUAUCACAACGACCACCAAGUCCAGUUCAAACGAUACAGACUAAUGGUGCUAGUUUGAGACCAGGUAGCCCUUCAGAUGGGAAUGGUGGUGGAGGAGGGCGGCCCCUGUUUCCACAGUGGUCUCACCACGUGUACCCACAGUUCCUCCCGGGAUCUCACCCUAACGCCAAUGCGAAUGCCAAUGCCAAUGCCAACCACCAUAUGAACCAGCACCACCACCAGCACCCGCUACCGGCUGCCAGGCACUCUAAUCGCCAGCCCCCCUCCAACUAUUAUCUCCCGAAUCACCACAGUAAUCAUUACAACCAUCAUCCGAGUAACCAUAACUAUCAUCGUCAUCAUCAUUACCAUCAUCACAAUAACAACAAUCACCAUCAUACGCUUCAAAAGCAUAUCGAUCAGCCCCGAAAUCUCUGUCAUAGAAACUCCGGUGUUGGUCUGCAAGGAAGCGGAGGUAUAAUGAGCCAAGCCGGUUCGCAAGAUGACGGCGAGUACGAGGUGAUAAUCGUCGACGAGAACAACUCGUCGAUCCUUGCGGAUCACGACGUUACGUCGUCAGGGCCACCGUCGACGAAGGGAGGUCACAGUGGUGUACCUCGGCCACGGACAAUUCUCGAGGAUUACACCUCGUCAGAACCAACGCUUGGCUCUUCGACAAGACCGACUGAACCACUGCCACGAAAUGUCCAGAGCAACGACUCGAGCGAAGAGACGGUACAUCGCAGCAACAUCACCGCGGAUGCCAGCCCUUCCGAGGUUGCCACGGACAACGAGAACAAACUCAAUUCCUCCGAGGAAGCAUGGACCGACGUAAACCUGAACGAAGACGGGGACACGAUCCCAAUGACGAAUCAGAGGGAUGAUCCGCGAAACAUUCACAAUAUAGCGCACUCUCGC
Heterotrigona itama is the source of this 5202-nucleotide messenger RNA. The record is from the annotation of a GenBank genome assembly. Lineage: Eukaryota; Metazoa; Arthropoda; Insecta; Hymenoptera; Apidae.